CCGGCGGCGGCGGUUGCGGGCAGCCGCGGUGUAGAGCGGUGCCCGCGGCCUUUCGGCAGCCGGGCGGCCAUGAACUUCUCCGAGGUGUUCAGGCUCUCGGGCCUGCUCUGCAGGUUCUCCCCCGACGGCAAGUACCUGGCUUCCUGUGUUCAGUACCGGCUAGUUGUCCGCGAUGCGAACUCCCUUCAGAUCCUUCAGCUGUACACGUGCCUGGACCAGAUCCAGCACGUGGAGUGGUCGGCAGACUCUCUCUUUAUCCUGUGUGCCAUGUACAAACGAGGGCUUGUGCAGGUCUGGUCCCUGGAGCAGCCAGAAUGGCACUGCAAGAUAGACGAGGGUUCGGCAGGGCUGGUCGCCUCGUGCUGGAGCCCAGACGGGCGCCACAUUCUCAACACAACUGAGUUCCACUUGCGGAUAACCGUCUGGUCCUUGUGCACAAAAUCUGUAUCUUACAUCAAAUAUCCUAAAGCUUGUCAGCAGGGAAUCACCUUCACCAGGGAUGGCCGCUACAUGGCGCUGGCGGAGCGGCGCGACUGCAAAGAUUACGUGAGCGUCUUCGUCUGCAGUGACUGGCAGCUCCUGAGGCACUUUGAUACGGACACCCAGGAUCUCGCAGGGGUCGAGUGGGCCCCGAACGGCUGCGUGCUGGCCGUGUGGGACACCUGCCUGGAGUACAAGGUCCUGCUGUACUCCCUCGACGGCCGGCUCCUGUCCGCCUUCUGUGCUUACGAGUGGUCCCUGGGCGUCAAGUCUGUGGCCUGGAGCCCCAGCAGUCAGUUCCUGGCGGUUGGCAGCUACGACGGAAAGGUGCGCAUCCUCAACCACGUGACUUGGAAAAUGAUCACAGAGUUGGGGCAUCCCGCGGCCAUCAGCAACCCCAAGAUAGGCCCGGUGUUCCCAGCACGUGCCAGCUCACCACGCGCCCCCACGGGCAUUGGCCACGUGUCUCCUCGGCUGUUCCGCCCCUGUCGUGAGGCGGGCAGUGGGCAGUGGCGGCCGCGCUGUGUCUUUCAGGUCGUGUAUAAGGAAGCCCAGAAGAGCCCGAAGCUGGGGCUGGGCCACCUGCCUUUCCCACCCCCCAGGGCCACCUCGGAGAGUAAAUAUGAGAUCGCCUCUGUGCCCGCCUCCCUGCAGACUCUGAAGCCUCUAACUGACAGAGCGAACCCUAAAAUCGGCGUCGGAAUGCUGGCUUUUAGUCCCGACAGCUACUUCCUGGCGACGCGGAACGACAACGUCCCCAACGCCGUCUGGGUCUGGGACAUGCAGAAGCUGCGGCUGUUUGUGGUGCUCGAGCAGCUGUCCCCGGUGCGCUCGUUCCAGUGGGACCCGCAGCAGCCCCGGCUGGCCAUCUGCACGGGGGGCAGCAAGGUCUACCUGUGGUCGCCGGCAGGCUGCGCGUCAGUGCAGGUGCCCGGGGAAGGUGACUUUCCCGUGCUCUCGCUGUGCUGGCACUGCAGCGGGGACUCGCUGGCCCUCCUCAGCAAGGAUCACUUCUGCCUCUGUUUCCUGGAGACUGGGGAGGGGGUCGGUCCGGCCGUCAGACAGCGGGACGGCCACACGUAGGAGCUGCGCACACACCCGUGUGGGGAUGGAGCCACCUGCGUGCUUCCCGCGUGGGCAGGGACGGAGACUCCCGCCGUGAUGGUGCGAAUCAGUGACUGGGUUCUAUUUUUCUAUAGCGAGCCAUUUUUGUAAAUAUAUAUGGUAUAAAAGUGAUUUUUAUUUAAAAUAAAUAUUUGAUAAUUUAUACAA
Lemur catta (Ring-tailed lemur) is the source of this 1752-nucleotide messenger RNA. RefSeq names its product WD repeat containing, antisense to TP73 (gene WRAP73). Gene Ontology annotation, cellular component: microtubule organizing center; mitotic spindle; MWP complex. Gene Ontology annotation, biological process: microtubule anchoring at mitotic spindle pole body; protein localization to mitotic spindle pole body; mitotic sister chromatid segregation. The record is from RefSeq and is a predicted model, not a curated record. The transcript is spliced from 12 exons. The coding region runs from base 70 to 1563 and encodes 497 amino acids. Gene Ontology annotation, molecular function: protein binding. NCBI's taxonomy places the organism in Eukaryota, Metazoa, Chordata, Mammalia, Primates, Lemuridae.